AUAAUAACCUGUGCAAUGUUUUUGUGUGUUCAGGCACGUAACAAGCAGAAUGGAGAGCUGGCAGCUAUCAAAUUCAUCAAGAUGGAACCAGAUGAUGAUUUCUCCAUCAUCCAGCAGGAAAUCGUCAUAGUAAGCUGCAAACAUCCCAACAUAGUGGCUUAUUAUGGGAGCUACAUAAGAACCAACAAACUGUGGAUCUGUAUGGAGUUCUGUGGAGGAGGCUCCCUGCAGGAUAUCUACCAUGUGACUGGUCCUCUGUCUGAGCCACAGAUCGCUUACAUCUGCAGGGAGAUGCUGCAGGGUCUGAACUACUUGCAUGCACAGAAAAAAAUCCACAGAGACAUCAAGGGUGCCAACAUCCUCCUGAACGAUCACGGCGAGGUGAAGCUGGCUGACUUUGGGAUCUCGGCUCAGAUCACUGCCACGCUGGCUCGGCGGAUGUCUUUCAUAGGAACGCCAUAUUGGAUGGCGCCAGAGGUGGCAGCAGUGGAGAUUAAAGGCGGCUACAAUGAACUGUGUGACAUCUGGUCGGUGGGCAUCACAGCCAUCGAGCUGGCAGAGCUGCAGCCGCCAAUGUUUGAUGUCCAUCCACUGCGGGUCCUGUUUCUCAUGUCAAAGAGUGGGUACCAGCCUCCUAAACUCAAGGACAAGUCUAAAUGGUCCUCCAUGUUUUAUAACUUUGUAAAGUCCAUGUUGGUGAGGAACCCAAGGAAGAGACCCAGCGCCUCCAAGAUGCUCACACAAAGCUUUCUGACCCAGCAGGGCCUGAACAGGGAGCUGACCCUGGACCUGCUGGAGAAGUAUAGAAACCCUGAGAAGCUCAAGUCCUGCCUAGGGACGGAGGACGAAGAGAUGGAGAUGGCGCUGCCUGGAUCUUUGAGGAGAAUCCAGUCCAUCAACAAACACAACCAGGCAGAGAGGACCAACUCUGACAUCAGCUUGGAACAGAUUUACACUCAAAGGCCUGUGAAGAACCAAUCACCAAACACAACAUUAAGACCUUCACUGGGAUCCAGCAGCAGUAACAAGAGUCCAGUGAGGGAUCAGGACUCAGACUCAGACGAUGACUAUGAUGAUGUGGAUAUCCCUACGAUGACACCUGGCAGUUUCAUAAUGACAGCUAACGAGACUCCACCUCCACUUCCACCAAAGCCUAAAGCUCGCAGCAGCUCAGAGGAGAGCAUGGCGGGGGAGGAGGAGCGGGGGAGGAAGCCCUGCUCUCUGUACCCCCCCACCCCUCUCAUCAGGACCACCAGUGUGUCUCAGGUCCGACCCACACCCAGACCCCGGUCCUCCCGACACUCAGACCCUACGUCCUUCCCUGUCCAGUUGAUGGACCCCCCAGCAGACUCCCCCCCUCCUGAGCUCCCCCCUAAAGGCAUACGCAAAUGGAGACCCCCCUCAAAGGACCCCACUGAGUGCAGCAGCCCUGUCCUGAAGAAACCCCCGGUCUACUUUAAAAAGAUCUUCCACGGCUGCCCUCUCAAGAUAAACUGCUCCACGACGUGGGAGAGCACGGCCACCAAAGGAGACCAGCACCUGAUCCUGGGGGCGGAGGAGGGGAUCUACACCCUGAACCUGAGCAGCUCCGAGGCCACCAUGGAGCUGCUGUAUCCAGGGAAGUGUACAUGGGUCUACACCAUCAAUAACGUCCUCAUGUCUGUGUCAGGUAAAUCCUCUCAGCUCCACUCACACUCCCUGAAGGAGCUUUACGAACAGGCUCGCAGAGACCAGAGGAUGGUUUCCCUGCCGACUCACAGACUGUUACCAAGGAAAAUUUCAGUGACAUGUAAAAUACCUGAUACUAAAGGCUGCAAGACCUGCGCAGUUGCAGGCAGCGUGGGGGGGUGUGUGUUCCUGUGCUGCGGACUGGAGUCCAGCGUGGUGCUGCUGCAGUGGUACGAGCCCAUGCACAAGUUCAUGCUCAUCAAGAAUUUGGACUUCCCCCUGCCCAGCCCCCUGCGUGUGUUUGAGAUGGUGACGGUGCCGCAGCAGGAGUACCCGCUGGUGUGUAUCGGCAUCUCUCGGGGGGCCAGCCCCCACCAGCCAGUCAAUGUAGAAUACAUCAACCUCAACUCUAACACAUCCUGGUUCACCCACUCUGGCCUGGAGAGACCUUGCCCAGAUGUAGUCCAAGUGAACCAGUUGAACAGUAGCUCGCUGCUCGUCCUCGUAGCGAAGUCGGUGCACAUCGUGGGUCUGGAGGGGGAGCUGAAGAGCAGCAGGCCUCUGACACAUGAGACCACCUUCACUCAUGAAGUCCAGUCUAUAGUGUAUUUUGAGGACACUCUGCUGGCAGUGUGGCGUCACGGCUGGCAGAGGAGAGGACAGGGUUUUACUGAGGUGCUAGAGGAGACCACGGACCCCAGGAAGACCUACAGACUGGUGCAGUCAGACAGGAUGGUCGUCUUGGAGAUGCGUCAGAUCGAUGACCAGACGGGGAUGUCCAACCUGUACGUCCUGGAAAUAGCGGAGAACUACGUCAUGCUGCCCUGACUCUCCGUCUACCGGCGAACGGCUUCAUGGGAGACUCCAGAUUAUAUGUGAAUGUCUCCGCAGGACUCUGAUCUGUCAUCAGUGACUUUGAUGGGCAUGGAUGUCACAGUCUUUUAAUUUCUAAUGGGAGGAGAGGAGAGAAGUCAGAAAUAAAUGAUAGCAUGAUGUUGCAAGGGUAAGCCAACCCUUACUUAGGCUGAUUUCAAUAUGUGAGAUACAGAAUUGAGAAAGCUGAGGAAAAUAAAUGAACAGUGAAGGAAGGUCCUCCAACACUACAGAGGGAGUUCUACUUUCUUCUUCUGCUGCAGCCGCCUGCAGGGACUGAGAUACACAACGGCUUCCAGAGGAACUCACACAGGAAUAAAGGACUGGAAAGAUUCAUGAUGUGAUUUAUAUCCUGAGUUUGUGUGUCAGUGUUGGAUCCAUAAAACACACUUCUUACUGCCGUUACUUUGUAAUAAAAAUGAAUUAACUUAA
Molecule: messenger RNA, 2973 nt
Organism: Gymnodraco acuticeps
Lineage: Eukaryota; Metazoa; Chordata; Actinopteri; Perciformes; Bathydraconidae
Product: mitogen-activated protein kinase kinase kinase kinase 5-like
Biological process (GO): protein phosphorylation
Molecular function (GO): MAP kinase kinase kinase kinase activity; ATP binding
Source: RefSeq, a predicted model, not a curated record